This is a messenger RNA of Leptopilina heterotoma, 1284 nucleotides long. Its product is annotated as nucleoplasmin-like protein. The record is from RefSeq and is a predicted model, not a curated record. Bases 139 to 681 code for a protein of 180 amino acids. Gene Ontology annotation, biological process: chromatin remodeling. Gene Ontology annotation, cellular component: nucleolus; nucleoplasm; cytoplasm. The transcript is spliced from 5 exons. Gene Ontology annotation, molecular function: chromatin binding; RNA binding; histone binding. Lineage: Eukaryota; Metazoa; Arthropoda; Insecta; Hymenoptera; Figitidae.
ACUGGUAUCGGUUGUAAAUUUCUUCGCUUCCUUCUUUCCGUCGACACACUGUGAACACACGCUUCGACGCUCUGUCGCUUAACACAUAGUUUUAACGCGUCUAGUAUACAAGAAUCCUUUUUUAUCUAACUAAUCGACAUGGCAGAGGAAUAUUUAUACGGAAUCACCCUCGAAGGACCCAACGCCUCUGAAGUAUGGGAUCCAGAACACAGAGCAGAUGAUCCUGACGGCACAAGUCAGCACUUUGGUGGCGACCAGAAACUCAUUAUUAAAAUGGCACUUCUUGGACCAGAAGCUAAGCCAGGUGAAUUAAAUGUUUUGGAAGUCGAAGCAACUGGACUGAGAGGACCCAUCAAAAUCCCAAUAGCUUUACUCGAAAUGGGCAAGACUUCACAGAUUAUUCUUGACUUAAGUUUUCCUGACCCACCAGUUACAUUCACAUUGGUUAAGGGAAGUGGACCCGUUCACAUAGUUGGACACAAUCUUCUUGGCUCGCACAUUGAAGAAUUCGAAGAUAUGGAAGAUAUGGAAGACGAAAUGGAGGAAGAAAAUAUUGACGAUGAGGAUGACGAGAAGGACCCAGAGGAAGAUGACGAGGAUGAUGAACCUAAGAAGAAGAAUGCCAAAAUGUCGUCUGCCGCUAGAAACAAAAGUCAGGCUAACAAGAACAAGAAAAAAUAAAUUUUGCGCGCCUUAAAAACGAAAAGAAAAGAAUUGCACAGAAGGAAAAAAGAAAAACACUCAUAGGCUAGGCUUUUAACAAAUAAGUUUACAAAAAAAAACACUAUUAUUUUGUGUUUCAGCGAAUUUUUAAUAUCAAUAUUUUCAUGAGCUCGCAAUUAUUGUUGCGUGGACAUUGUUAAAUGCCUGAUUUUUUUCGAUUAUUGUACUAUAUAUAUAUAUUUUUUGAAAAACAAAUUUUUUUUUGUUUGUUUUUAACAGUCUGAGUGUGAUUUUGAAAUAUUGAAAAAAUUUCUAGUACAAUUUUUUGUUUAUGUAUAUUUUUUUUUUUAAAGUAUGGAGACAAAACUGAUUCUUAAGAAACCAUCUAAUUGAGAAAGUCUUUUUACAAUUUUAUUAUCACGAAAAAAAGUCUUGAAGUUUUUAUAUUAAUUUUUUUUUGUCAUGACGAAUUAAAUAUAUUUUGUAAAAGUCGAAGUUUUUCUCUUUUGAUAAGCGACAAAUAGUGUUUGUCAAAGCAGACACGAUUGAAUUGUAAAAUCAGUAACUUAUGAUUGGAUAUACGUGUGAUGUACUUAAGUGAUUAAACUAAGUUUGGACAAA